AUGUAUGGCCACUGUCUCGUUUCCGCGAAGAGAGAGCAUGGACGGGACGGCGUGUUGCUCAUCUGGGAGGCUGUGGAGAAGCUCAGGUCACUCCACGAUGUGACGAGCGAAGAAGCCGAGUUGUUUUGGAGUGCCAUCCUAGAAGCUGUUCUCCACGACGAGGACAGUUUGAAGGAUGUUGUGCUGUUUUCAGAAUGGCUACUUCGUACUCACUCUGCGCAGUGGCCUUCACUCUACUCGAAGACGAUAUCUUACUGUCUGCGCAAUGGCCAGUACCUCAGAGCAAUGCAGUGGCAUCUGCGGUUAAUGCCGAACUUUGACCCUGGGCCAAAAAUAUUCGGUGCCUUGCUACAGGAGUUUGCCAUUGUUCCUGGGGCCGAAAUGCAGCAGACGCUGCAAGCGCUCUACGUCGCGUCUCUUCACCACAGCUCGUACGAUGAGCUUAUCCCCCUUCUAUAUCGCAAUGGCCUUUCUCAAGACUGCAACGGAUGGCGCGAUCUGUUCAUAAACCACCACGACCUGCCUCAACCAACAGCCGAGUCCCAGCCGUACUUGAAGUACCUCGCUCGUUACUAUCCGACCAUCACUCUUGAACUUGAGGAGCAGAUGAUCGUGGGUUUGAACUCAUCGACGUAUUGGGAUGUCCACUACGACUCUCUUUGGGAUGCUAUGAAGCAGUACACGCACGGCGAUGAUAGCGACUCCCCAGGAAGACGACACAGUGAUACGCUGGGUGCACGUUGGUUCGCAAGUUCUUGGGUACCGCUCGAUUUUGCAAUCCAUGCUGUUCAUGCGCUGGGCGUGCGCCAAAUCGGUCCUCUGUCGUUGCAGUCGAUUGCAUUGCGUGAGCCUAUCGCACACCGAGUCGUGGCUCGAAUUGAGCAGUUGCGCAAAAUCAACAUCGAUAUUGGCCAUUCCGCAUACUCGCAGGUUCUAAAACGGUUUGCCGAGAACGAGGACAACGAACUGCUGCAUGAAUUGCUGCAUACAGACAUCCACCCUGACGUCUUUGACGACCCCCCAAUGCUGGCUAGCAUCCGUGACAAAGCCUUGAAAGAGGGGGCCUGGGAGACGCAUCGGCUGCUGGUCGCAAUCCAACCCGCCAUAGUCGAAGAGUCGGUCGACUUGACGUCGAAUCUUUUACUGCAGGAAAGUGUCAAGUAUGGCCAGAGCAGACAGGCUUUGGCUUUGCUGGACGACAUGCGGACCAUGAACAUUGAUGUGUCCAUGUCGACGGUUCAACACAUUUGCUGGAGCAUCCUUGACAUUCUGCCAUGGAACCCAAAGACCACAGCCGUCAACCAAGAGGCUUUGAACACGGCCAUAGCUUAUCUUACGCGUCUGACGCUGCUCAAAAAGCCGGUUCACUCACAUUAUUGGCAAAAGAUCAUCUUCGGCCUCGGGAAAUUUGGCCGCAUCGGCGAGUUGGAAGAACUUUGUAUCGGCAUCAUCGACACCUACGAGAAGCUCUGUAUUUCAGAGGGCGGUUUAUUGCCGGUUCAUUACCUGGAUGCGCCGCCGUUGGGUAUGGAUGGCUCAACCAAUGAUGUUCUCGUGCCAGCUGACCUGCCCAUCGCCCACGAACAUCACCCGGUGCGCCGGAUCUUCGACAAUGCCGCUUUGCACGCCGCGAUCGUUCGAUGGGGGUUUAAGGCAGGCUUCUCUAAACCCUGCAGCAGUUGGGGUCCUCUUCCCAGCAGCAUGGCAGCCGCGUCCGAAUAUUCAGUCGCACGGGGUGUACGGUUUCUGGCUAUUCUCAAUGGAAGAGGUAUUCCAUUUCGGGCAGCCGUCGUUCAAGAUCAGGUUGUGAGAUGUCUAGCUCGAGCCUAUUUGCCCCAGAACAAGGGAGCAUCUCGCAGGAGGGUUGACCUGCCGCCGCUGAAAAACAUGAGCGAACUGGUCAACAGAGCAGCCGGGCGUGAUUUGCUACCCAGUACUGCCAAAUUGCGGGACCUGAUGGAGGACGUAUACCCCGGAAAGAGCACAGCGAGUAUGGCCACAAGAAGUUUCACAUCAUCUGUAAUACCACACAUGCCGUAG
Molecule: messenger RNA, 2040 nt
Organism: Colletotrichum higginsianum IMI 349063
Lineage: Eukaryota; Fungi; Ascomycota; Sordariomycetes; Glomerellales; Glomerellaceae
Product: Pentatricopeptide repeat domain-containing protein
Exons: 2
Coding region: 1-2040 (679 amino acids)
Source: RefSeq, a predicted model, not a curated record